Cucurbita pepo subsp. pepo (vegetable marrow) is the source of this 1621-nucleotide messenger RNA. The record is from RefSeq and is a predicted model, not a curated record. Lineage: Eukaryota; Viridiplantae; Streptophyta; Magnoliopsida; Cucurbitales; Cucurbitaceae.
AAGUUGCAGCCACUCAAUUUAUUCACACAAUUGGGAUAUCCAUGCUUUACUAAUACCCCUUCCAUUGCCUCACCACCAUCAUCAAAUCGCCCCCAAUGGAUGUUUCUUCGUGGCUUUCUCACGCAGCAGCAGGGAUGCCCACUCUCGCCAUCCUCCUCCUCCUCCUCUCCCGCCGCCUCCGCCGCCCAAAUCUCCCGCCGGGACCCAAGCCUUGGCCCCUCAUCGGAAAUCUCCACUUGAUGGGUUCUCUGCCGCACCAAUCCAUUCACCAACUCUCCAAGAAAUACGGCCCCAUCAUGCAGCUUCGUUUCGGCUCAUUCCCUGUGGUUGUUGGCUCCUCCGUCCAGAUGGCUAAGCUUUUCCUCAAAACCCAUGAUCUUAACUUCGUGUACCGCCCCAAAACCGCGGUUGGAAAAUACAUGACUUAUAAUUAUUCCAACAUAACUUGGUCUCAGUAUGGGCCUUACUGGCGUCAGGCUCGGAAGAUAUGGUUGUUGGAGCUUUUCAGUGCCAAGCGACUUGAUUCUUCCGAGUACAUCCGAAGGGAAGAAAGGAAUGGGCUGCUUAAACAAAUAUACAAUUCUUCUGGAAACCCCAUUAAGCUUAAAUUGUACUUGUUUACUCUGAGUUUGAAUGUUAUUAGUCGGAUGGUGCUGGGGAAGAAGUACACGGACGAGUCGGAGAAUGGCAUCGUUAGUCCAGACGAGUUCAUGGAAAUGAUGGAUGAGUUGUUCUUGCUGAGUGGUGUGCUAAACAUUGGGGAUUUAAUACCCUGGAUUGAGUUCUUGGAUGUGCAGGGGUAUGUGAAGAGGAUGAAGGCAAUAAGUAAGAAAUUUGAUAGGUUUCUUGAACAUGUGUUGGAUCGGCAUAAUGAAAGGAACAACACCAAUAGAAUUAACCAUUUCUUUGUUUCCCUCCAUUUUAAUAUAUUUUGGAUCGUGGUCAAAUCCAUGGCACUCACACUUACUUUGAAGUACUUUCAGGAUCUUAUAGCAGGUGCAACUGAUACCUCAACAGUGACAGUGGAAUGGGCAAUGUCAGAGCUUUUGAAAAAGCCAGAGAUUUUAGAGAAGGCAACAGAAGAGCUUGACAGAGUGAUUGGAAGGGAGAGAUGGGUAGAAGAGAAAGACAUUGUGAAUUUGGAAUACAUGGAUGCGAUAGCAAAAGAGACGAUGAGGCUGCAUCCUGUGGUACCAAUGUUGGUGCCCAGAUUGAGUAAUAAGGACUGCCAAAUUGCAGGCUACGACAUACCCAAAGGCACGAGGGUGUUGGUGAAUGUGUGGACCAUUGGGAGAGACCCUACAGUGUGGGAGAACCCAGAUGAGUUUAAUCCAGAGAGGUUCGUGGGGAAGGACAUAGACGUGAAAGGGCAGGACUUCGAGCUUCUACCGUUUGGGUCUGGAAGGAGGAUGUGCCCUGGGUAUAGUCUUGGUCUAAAGGUUGUGAUGUCGACUCUAGCCAAUCUGGUGCAUGGAUUUACGUGGGAAUUGGGUGGAGAUUUGAACAUGGAGGAAGUGUUUGGCCUCACAACUCCCAAGAAAUUUCCACUCCUGGCUAUUGCACAACCUCGCCUUCCGCCUCAUCUUUACUCUUGUCUGAUGGACUGAGUUGGUGGUGUCUU